Molecule: messenger RNA, 1155 nt
Organism: Anthonomus grandis grandis
Lineage: Eukaryota; Metazoa; Arthropoda; Insecta; Coleoptera; Curculionidae
Gene: Nse1
Product: non-structural maintenance of chromosomes element 1 homolog
Exons: 3
Coding region: 323-1102 (259 amino acids)
Biological process (GO): double-strand break repair via homologous recombination; DNA damage tolerance
Cellular component (GO): nucleus; Smc5-Smc6 complex
Molecular function (GO): ubiquitin-protein transferase activity
Source: RefSeq, a predicted model, not a curated record
UAAAUACAGUUAAUCGUACCUUAGGGUUUCUAGAAACACAUUUUGCAAAAAAAAUCACGCAAAUCGGUGUAUUUUGAGCGGAAAUACAAAUUUUUUAACCCUUGUUCACCCAGUGGUGGGGGGCAAAGGGAUGUAUAAACAAACGGGAAAUUACGUGCAAGCGUUAAUAUACUCUUGGGUAUAGUAGCCACUAGCCUUGAAGGCUUAGGAAAAUAGGUUAGUGGCCCCAAACAGCCCCGAUUUGUUUGAAAAACCCUUACUCAGAAAGAAACAGUUGAUUUCUAUAUAGUCCUAACCUAGAAAUUUUCGGUUCAGUUUAACAAUGGAGAUGCAGCUCCCUCAUCGUCAUUUUGUCCAAUACAUGCUUCAAAAAGGGGCUGUGCCCCAGGAGCAGGCGGUCGAAUAUUGCAAGAACCUUCCUGGAGGUUCGGUGAGGGAUUUGACCCAGCUAAGGGUGCUAAUUUUAACAAUAAACCGUCACAUUUCGGCUCAAUUCUUUAAAAUUAGUAAUGUCACCUGUGAGGUGACCAACCGGGACACGUUGGUUUGGACAAACCUUAAGGAUGACUCGAUAGCAAAAUGUGCCAAAACUUUUAAACCCAUCGAACUCGAAUAUUUCAAUGUCUUGUUGCAACAGUUGGCCAACAAUGAGGACCAUCACUUAAAAUAUGCUGCCAGUCUUAACAUGACUUCUACCCUCACCUCUGCUUACAGCCUAAGCAAAGGUGAGGCCAUAUUAAGUAAAUGGAUAGAGCAAGGGUUUUUCAUACUACAGGACGGCCUAAUUUACUUGGGGCCCAGGACAAUCGUAGAGUUCGGGUCUUCUUUUAAGAGUCAUGGGUACGAAUGUUGCAAUCUGUGUUCAGAACUAGUCUUUAUUGGUAAGACAUGCAGCGCAUGCCAUAGGACCCUCCAUUCGUAUUGUCUUUUAAAAUAUUUGGCCAAUCAGGACAGUUGUCCUUGCUGCAAGAACCCUUGGGCGGAGCAUACAAGUGAAGACUUAUUUGGGACUAACCAUCAUGAUCUACGAAAUGUUGAGGAUGCUGUUAUGAGUGAUGAUAGUUCUGGAAGCCCCCGGGCCAGUACUUCAGCCCAGUACUAAUAGUUUUUGUAAUAAUAUUGUUGUAUAAAAUAAAUGGUUUUAUUUUUUUUAAA